Molecule: messenger RNA, 1456 nt
Organism: Neoarius graeffei (lesser salmon catfish)
Lineage: Eukaryota; Metazoa; Chordata; Actinopteri; Siluriformes; Ariidae
Gene: thoc3
Product: THO complex 3
Exons: 6
Coding region: 21-989 (322 amino acids)
Biological process (GO): mRNA export from nucleus
Cellular component (GO): THO complex part of transcription export complex
Molecular function (GO): protein binding
Source: RefSeq, a predicted model, not a curated record
AUGAAUUAGCAGAUGGCAAUAUGGCGUCCUCGUAUUAUCAUGAAAUGCACGAGAAUUUCAAAAACAACAGCAAAAGUCGCGAAUUUCCGGCCCACAGUGCGAAAGUUCACUCGGUGGCUUGGAGCUGUGAUGGAAAAAGAUUGGCUUCGGGUUCAUUCGACAAAACUGCAAGUGUUUUUGUCCUCGAAAAAGACCGACUGGUGAAGGAGAAUAAUUACAGAGGACAUGGAGACAGUGUUGAUCAGCUGUGUUGGCAUCCAACCAACCCAGAUCUGUUUGUUACUGCAUCAGGAGACAAAACCAUCCGCAUCUGGGACGUCCGUACUACUAAAUGCAUGGCCACGGUCAGCACGAAAGGAGAGAACAUCAACAUAUGUUGGAGUCCUGAUGGUCAGACCAUCGCUGUUGGGAAUAAGGACGAUGUGGUGACUUUCAUUGAUGCCAAGACUCACCGUCCACGUGCUGAAGAGCAGUUCAAGUUUGAGGUCAACGAGAUUUCCUGGAACAAUGACAACGAUAUGUUCUUUUUGACAAACGGCAAUGGCUGCAUCAACAUUUUGAGCUAUCCUGACCUGAAGCUUGUCCAGUCAAUUAACGCCCAUCCAUCCAACUGUAUCUGCAUCAAAUUUGAUCCCACUGGAAAAUAUUUUGCUACUGGAAGUGCAGAUGCCCUGGUCAGUCUGUGGGAUGUCGAGGAGUUGGUGUGCGUUCGCUGUUUCUCUAGGUUAGACUGGCCAGUGAGAACCCUGAGUUUCAGUCAUGAUGGCAAAAUGUUGGCGUCAGCUUCUGAAGAUCACUUUAUUGACAUUGCUGAAGUAGAGACAGGAGAGAAGCUUUGGGAAGUGCAGUGCGAGUCUCCAACCUUCACUGUAGCCUGGCACCCAAAAAGGCCCCUGCUGGCAUAUGCCUGUGAUGAUAAGGAGGGCAAAUACGACAGCAAUCGGGAAGCAGGGACUGUUAAACUCUUUGGCCUUCCUAAUGACUCUUAAAGAGCAAAGUUGAACUUGGACGUGACUUUGUAACUUUAAACCAUCUAUUAUUACUCUGAAUUUCUUUACAUUGCUCUUUUAAGAGGAGGAGAUAAUCCUGACUUGUUAACUGUUCAUUGGAACUGUUUUUUGAUAUCUUCCUGUUUUGGUAAUUGCAAAUGCUUUCCUUUGUAGUGCUUGUGUUUGUGUCCGACAAGUACUUUGAAUAUCUGUAAAUAUGAAAUGUUGUUUAUACUUGAACUGAUGCCAUUAGUAAUGAAAUUUAUUUUACAGGCCUGAGUGUUUUGUCAUAUUUUCACAAGUAACUGAAAUGUCUGUUGCAAAUUACAGGACCACUUUGGAAAAUAGACACUAGAGGGCAGCAUGGCCAUUUCCACAGUAGUGCACACUUGCUGUGUGUUUUCCUGCUGCAGGUAUUCCACUGUUUUUGUAGUGUGUUUUUAUUAAAAAAGAUGAUUAUAAAAAAA